Messenger RNA from Vidua chalybeata, 3576 nucleotides. Its product is annotated as DNA repair protein RAD51 homolog A-like. The record is from RefSeq and is a predicted model, not a curated record. Gene Ontology annotation, molecular function: double-stranded DNA binding; single-stranded DNA binding; ATP binding. Gene Ontology annotation, cellular component: condensed nuclear chromosome. Lineage: Eukaryota; Metazoa; Chordata; Aves; Passeriformes; Viduidae. Gene Ontology annotation, biological process: reciprocal meiotic recombination; DNA recombinase assembly; chromosome organization involved in meiotic cell cycle.
GUCAUUUCAAGAAUGAUAUUGGAAGAAAUCAAUCCACCAACUCAGUAAACAAUAUAGUGUGUAAUAUAUAUUACAUUUUAUAUUGUCAAGAGCUGUUUCUCAAAGAACAUCUUUAAUAUUGGAAUGGAGGCCGUUUUACAAAAUCUACUGAAGUUGUUUAAAGGUUGGGGUUUUUUUUUGAAGACUUUCAUUAAGGGGGGAAACCCCAAACCUGACACUGACUUUAAUGGGAAGUAUUGUGUAUUCUUUAAUCUAAAAGGAAUCCAAAUGGCUUCUAGAUUAAGUAUCUGCAGGAUCCAGCAGUCAAAUGCAAAAUACUGCUCCACCAAGCAGAAGGCUUCAGAGUAAGACGUCAGGGGCAGGUAAAGCAGAAAAAAUAUUUCCCAUUGAAGCCGUGGGAGGCGAUGUGGGACAAAGUAACAAAGUUACUUCAGAGGAACUGACAGUUACUGUCACUGUUCCUUGAUUUCCAUGUGGCUCUGCAAGCACCUCUCAGCCCUCUCUGAGAAACACCAAGGUGAGCCUGGGAAAUAAAACUUCCAGUGGACAAUUUAUGAGAGAAGUCUGUGAACUGAGAGCAAGAAAUUUAGGCGAAACAAAUUAACAAAAUACUUCAAAAUGUGUCAAAGGAUCCACCUGGGUAUGUGAAGUGGGUGUAUGGUGGUCUACAUACAUCUGCUCCAUUGUGGGAAAUGAAGAACAAUUAAUCCCAAAAUAACCCAGAGCUUGGCAUUAACCUGGGAAUUGUUGGAUUGAAUUCACUCUACCACACAGAGGAUGUGUUUCAAACUUGAGGAACUUAAAUUCAUAAGCAAUUUUGGAUCCUUCCAGAUGGAAGGAUUUAAAGGACUGACACAAGCAUUUGUGUGUUGCAAAACACAGGAAAAAUUUCUGAGCGAAUUAAUGCUGAGUACCUGGCUGGCUGUGAUAUAUGAAAAACCUGAUUCUGGGCCAGAGCUGAAAGAUAUGAAACUGGAAAAAAAGGUGAUGAUGAUGAUGGUGUUCCCUGCCUACUGCUUUGUGUCUCUGCUCGUGCCAAGGCUCCUGCUGUCAUCUGAGGGGUUAAGGUGACGUAAGGCAAGUGCACAGGAGGCGGUGUUGUUCUAGCAGUGUAAGCUAUAGCUGGAAGGACCUGACCAAGACAAGAAUAAGAUCUCCAGAGCACUGAGUUGUGUGGUGAGAGUCACACUGGCUGGCUCCUGGAUCUUUGUUCAUUUACCACUUUAAAGAGACUGGAUGCCAGCCAGCUGCUGGCUCUGUGAGGAGGCGAAGGAACGGGAUGAGUGUGUUUGCAAAGGGCUUUGCAAGUGGUAAUUUACGGGACAGUCACAAACAAGCGUAGCACCUAAAUUUCACCUCAGCAAUCCCUUCCCCAGCCGCUCACACUGACCACAAAACACAUCUUGAACAGCACAGAGAGCUCACGCAGAGCUGCACUGAACGUGUGCGUGCCUGCGCUGCAGAACAAAAAGGGGCACUGGAAGAGCCCCCGUCACCUCCCUGCCUGCUCGGAGCAGGCAGGGGUGAGCUGCGAGCAGCCAGCAGAGAUCUGCGGGAGCCUUGCUCUGAGCUGGGGAGUGCAGACCAGAGCCCAGGCAGAAGCUCGGCGUGAGCAGCUCAGCUCAGCUCACCACCUUUCUCCCUCCAGCACCUCUCCUGGAAAUGGCCUUUCCCUUGAAUUUCACAAUUCUUUCUUGAAGCCAUUGCUGGGCUGUGCAAUCCUUUCCGAAGUGACAAUCUGUGCGUCACCGUGGGAGGCACGACGGCGGGAAGGCUCGGGGCCAGGACGGCAUCGCAGUGGGGUCGGCUUCAGGCAGCCGAGAAGACACCUUUGUAAGGAGCAAGGGCCUUCAUGGUACCACACCAAAGAUGGCGGCCCAGACGGAAGUGGCUUCUGCCAGUACAAAAAGGAUAAAGUCAAGUGAUGCCACAUCAAAGGUGGCAUCUCACUCGGCAGUUACUUCCGCCAGUACCAAAGAUGGCAGAAAAAAAAAAACCCCACAAACCCCGUGGUCACAUGAUGCCACACUAAAUAUGGUGGCUGAUCAGAAAAUAACUUCUGCCAGUACCCACUGGCAGUACCAGUACCACGAGCAGGAAGUCACGUGAUGCCCCACCAAAGAGGGCGUCUUAACAAAAAGUGACUUCUGUCAGCACACAAGAUGGCGGAUUGCACAGGAAGUCACGUGAUGCCACACCGAAGAUAGCUGAUCGGCACGAGCCUUAUUUGACCUUCCAAAAAUGGCGGUAUUUUGCGCAUGCACCUUGGGUAGGGGAGGAAAUUGCGUCCUAGAAGGACCCCUCGCCUUUCAAAGACGUCUCUCCGAUUGCCUGAAGCCGACCCCAACGCCGACGCCGAGGCCGCGCUUCCAGCGCGAUUUUCCGCGGCGUUUCCCGGUGCGUGGUCAUGGGCCAUGGGAACAGGGGCCGUGGGCCAGUGGCGCCGGGAGCACCAGCAGGAUGCAGCUGCUCUUUCGCAGGAGCUUUGUGGCACAAAUUCCAGUGAUGGGAAGAAUCUGGAAGCAGCUGGAUUUCACACAGUGGAGGUUGUGGCUUUUGCACCAGAGAAGGAGCUGCUGAACAUUAAAGGCAUCAGUGAAACCAAAGCUCACAAAAUCCCUGCUGAGGCAGCCAAACUGGCUCCAGGAUUUCACUACAGCACAGAAUUUCACCUGCAGUGGUCAGAAAUCAUCCAUAUCACCACUGGCUCCAAAGAGCUGGAAAAGUUGCUUCAAGGAAAAAUAGAAACAGGAUCCAUAACGUUAUUUGGGGAAUUCCAUAGUGGGAAGACACAGCAGUGUCCCAGCCUGGCAGUCACUGGUCAGUUACCCAUAGACUGUGGGGGCAGUGAAGGAAAAGCCACAUCCAUGGACACAGAGGGGACCUUCCAUCCAGAGCAGCUCCUGGCCAUGGCUGAAAGGAAUGGCCUCUGGCAUCAAUGCCCUGGACAAGGUGGCCUCUGCCGGGGCUUUACCAGCGACCGCCAGGCCCAGCUGCUGGGUCAGGCUGGAGACUGAAAACUCCUUUUCUCCCCCUGGAUCUCCAGUCCGUGUCCCAGAGAGGCUCCUUUCCUGCUGGCACCGCAGGAACGCUCCCAAGGCAGCGGGCGGAGGGACCCGUGCGGCUCAGCGUGGGAACCGCCGGGACGCGCCGAGCAGAGCCGGAGCUGUGGGAAGAGAUCUCCCUCUGGGCUGCAGGCACAGGGCAGGGCCGGGAGCUUCCUGGGCAGCGUUCCCACAGCAUUUCCCUGCCAGUCUCCCUGGAUCCCGCCCUGGACACGGUGCAGACAAUCUCGGUGGCCACAGCUGGGAGCUCGGUGAAUUGGAAGCAAAGCUGAAGGGUUUGUCCACCAAGAGAGGUGGUGAUCUGUAGAGCAAAGUAGAGUGGUAUUCCACAUGGGGAAUUUGGGAUUUGGGAUGGUCCCAAUCCAUACUCCAUAAUCUUUCUGUUAAUUUUCUUUUGGAUGCUGCAGCCUGCUGGGCUGAGGGAGCUGCUCCUUUCUGUUUCUAUUUAAUUUUCUGUAUUUCAUUAAUUCUCUGUGGAAAUCUGCUUUUAAUAAAAAGGCCCAGGAGGAUA